AUGGUAGAUGCACAUCAGCCUGGUUUUUCUCUUAACAAUUCGGUUCAGGAGGUUUAUGUCAAUGGGACUUGGGGAUGGCCAGUGGCGUGGAGGGACAUGUUUCCAGUCUUAAUACAACUGGAUAGUAUUCAUUUGAUGCCUAAUACUCCGGAUCGUCUAAUGUGGAAAGAUGGUAAUGAUUUAGUUGAGCAUUCUUCAUCCCAGGUUUGGCAUUCGAUUAGGCGUCGAGCUGAAGAGGUGGAUUGGGUUAUACUUGUUUGGUUCCCUCAGUGCAUUCCUAAGCAUGCUUUUCUUAUGUGGCUUGUCAUUCGUCGUAAACUUUUGACGCAAGACAAGAUUCUCCAAUGGGAUUUCACGAGAAGAAAGAAUAUGAAUAUGAUGUGCUGUCUCUUGUGCUAUGCUAAUGUUGAUGCUCACGACCAUCUGUUUUUUGAUUGCAAUUAUGCUACUCAAGUUUGGAUCAAGAUUCGUGACAAAGGAGGGAUAAGCUCGGUGGGUCCGGCAUGGAACGCUAUUAUUGACUGGUUGGGGGCUAGGGCUAAUUCUAAGUCAGCAAUUAACUUUAUUAGCAGGCUCAUAGUUGCUGCUGCUGUUUAUUUCGUGUGGCAGGAGCGGAAUGCUAGGCUAUUCAGAAACCAGACAACACCUCCAGAUGCUUUGGCUAAUUUAAUUUUGCAAACUGUUCGAUAUAAACUAAUUGGAGUCAAGUUUAAGGAGUGCAACAGGGUGCGAAGACUAUUGGAAGCUUGGGAAAUCUACAACAACUUGGACGAUAAAGGCGGCUGA
Messenger RNA from Helianthus annuus (common sunflower), 786 nucleotides. RefSeq lists its product as uncharacterized. NCBI's taxonomy places the organism in Eukaryota, Viridiplantae, Streptophyta, Magnoliopsida, Asterales, Asteraceae. The record is from RefSeq and is a predicted model, not a curated record. The transcript has 2 exons. The coding region runs from base 1 to 786 and encodes 261 amino acids.